Paramecium octaurelia is the source of this 336-nucleotide messenger RNA. The record is from the annotation of a GenBank genome assembly. Lineage: Eukaryota; Ciliophora; Oligohymenophorea; Peniculida; Parameciidae.
CUUGGAAGUUCUUCAAACUCUAAUGAUUGCUACUGAAUACUCUAAGUGUAUUAUUAAUUUCAAAUAGUUAUCUUUGAUUCUCUACAAAAUUUGUAAAUAAGAAAGGUUUAGAGGAUUUGUAGAGGUAUCAUAUAGGCAAUCACCAAAUUACUGCAAUUUUUCAUUUUUUUACAGUCAUCAAAAAAUAUAGGUAAUAUUUAAUAAUUAUCAAGAGUCCGCUUCCCCAUUAUCCUGUCUAUCUUCAGAGUAUCUUAAUAUAAUAUUGGCUUGGCUAGUAAAUUAGUCGGCACAGUAGCUUCAACACCCAUUAACUGUUAUGAGAAUAAAAUGCAAAUA